Argiope bruennichi is the source of this 1003-nucleotide messenger RNA. RefSeq lists its product as uncharacterized. Bases 46 to 546 code for a protein of 166 amino acids. The record is from RefSeq and is a predicted model, not a curated record. Lineage: Eukaryota; Metazoa; Arthropoda; Arachnida; Araneae; Araneidae. The transcript is spliced from 2 exons.
UUUCCGCAUGUAGUGUAAAAUUUUUUUUAAUUCCACCAUUCGAAAAUGUUUUGUCAGGUAAAAAUGCAAAGGAUUCUAAAAAGUUUUCUCUUAUGUAUUUGGAUAUUCCCUCCUCAGUAUUCUGAUGCAGUUGAUGAAGACCCGGUUUGGAGAUUCGACGAUGACGUAAAGAGUGACGUGAAAAAACAAGUCUCUACCCAUGGUGAUAUACAUUUUGAAGGAAUUUCAGCAUUUGUAAUUUUCCAAUAUAUCGGAAUCAUUUUUGCAAUUAUAUUAGCUCUGCAUUUAUUCUGGAAACUGCUUGAGAUGGCAUUUCCAGAACUAAAAUUUUGUUGUGCUGAAACAUCAUCAACAAUGAAUCAAAUUACUCAAGUCCCACCUGUUGGAAGAAAUGGAGGGAACGAGUAUCAAAAUAGUUCAUUCUUAGGUUCGCCUGAUCACAGAGAAGAGAUCAAUGCGUUUGACAAUCAUGUGUACCUCAGGGAAUCGAGUGAAGAUAAUACUGCAUCUGAAGAGAAUCCACCUUUGUAUGAAACGGUUGAAUGAAAAGACUGAAAGACUCGAUUGUAAGAAAGAAUUGAGAAAAAAAGUGCACGAAACACAAAACAUAGAUACAAAGAAUAUGAACUAAUUCAAAAACUGCCAUUUGUUCGAAUGAGGCAUAAUUUGCUGGUAAAAGAAUCGGGUUCUGUUAUAUAUUAUUGAAAUAAAUUUAAAUUUAUUUUUGGCUUUUUGUUUCAGUGUAUCACUGAGUGCAGUUUGCUUUAGAAGGUAGGACUAAUUGCAAUCAGAUUUGUAGCAGAUUAUCCAUUUAUGUAACGUUUGAUUCUGUAACAUUUUCAAUUGUAGCAAUGGGAAUAGCAGCGAAUGAGAUGCAAUAUGUCCUCAAAGAGAAGAAUAUAGUUAUUCAGUCUUGCAAUGACUUUAAUUUUAUGAACUACUUGUUCGCUGUUUCAAAGUGUAACACCAAGCACUUUCAUUUCAUAACUUAGAGUACUUUCAG